CCUACCAAGGAUGGAAACCAGUCAGAGAUACGGCCUGUGGCUUCCUCCACUCCAAAUAAAUCGGUGAUCAUUGGAUCGCCUAAUUUGAUGUCUACGUCUGCCAUCAUCCCUCCCAACAAACGGCACUCUCUGGGCACCGCUAAUGAGCACAAGAUUCGCACGCCUGAAGCUGAAACUAGGCAGAGGUCGAACUCAGCAUCUGGCAUUCCAACUCCCAGACAGGAUAUUCAGAAGAAAGCUCACAAAGCUUCACAGUUGAAAUUUCCAGCGAAACCCAAAUCGGCUUCUAGCCUUCAUCGCAUUAUAUCCAACAAUUCUUCUCAGAUGAGCAGUCCGCAUGAGAAAAAGGCUGGUAAAGUGAUGAAGACAAGUUUCAAUCCCAGAGCUCUGAAUGAGGUGAAGCUUCAACGCAAGUCUCCGAUAUCCAACCGUGUCAAGGGCAUAACCAGUGCAAUAACUGGUUUAGUAGCGGGAAAAAGCAAGAAGAGAAUUGCUGUUGGUGACAAAGAAAAUAGAGUUCCGUAUUAAACUAUGUAUUUUAAUGUGACAUUGUGUAUACUGUAUUUAGGUAUUGAAUUCAUGAAACAAGGUACAAAAGUUAUGGCAAACAUCAUAUCAUUUUUUAAAUAAAAUAAAAUUAGUAUUUGAUUUUUUUAUUCUUACCACAGCAAAACUGCAUUUAAAUUUUAAUCCCAGUUUUAGAUUUAUAAAUCAUUAUUUGUUUUAAAUUAUUAUUUCCAAAUUUAUUGUUAAAAAAUAUUUAUUUAUUUUGUUUUGCCAAAUAUGUUAUCUUUGAUGUAAUGAAAACAACAAUACUUCAUUGAUUCUCUUGAAUUGUAAUGUUCAGUUAGUUUCAAAUUGCUCUCUAUAUUUAAAUGUUUGAUUAAAAUUAAAUAGAAUGUCUACAGUGACUCUAAACUGCAUUAAUAAAGUGUUGUUGCUUUCACAAAGGAAGUCCAAUUUUGCAUUUAUAUUUUAAUUUUUGUAAUGUGUUGUUUUUUUGGAUAUAAAUUUAUAUUAUAUUAAAAUAACAAGUGAAUUUUAACAAUAUUUUUAAAUAAGUACUUAUUAAUGUAAUGGUUAACUAGUUACUUUUAAAUUUAUUUAAGACAGUUUUAUUUAUUAUUAUCUUGUAAUCUUAAAAUGCCAGUUUUGUUAGAUCCUUUUGUAAAAAAUAUAUGUAUUUAUUACUUUUAUAUGACAAAAAUUUUGAAUAAAAAGUUUACUUAAUCAUUAAAA
Messenger RNA from Homalodisca vitripennis (glassy-winged sharpshooter), 1239 nucleotides. RefSeq lists its product as uncharacterized. The transcript has 5 exons. The record is from RefSeq and is a predicted model, not a curated record. The coding region runs from base 88 to 528 and encodes 146 amino acids. Lineage: Eukaryota; Metazoa; Arthropoda; Insecta; Hemiptera; Cicadellidae.